Molecule: messenger RNA, 414 nt
Organism: Chondrus crispus (carragheen)
Lineage: Eukaryota; Rhodophyta; Florideophyceae; Gigartinales; Gigartinaceae
Exons: 1
Coding region: 1-414 (137 amino acids)
Source: RefSeq, a predicted model, not a curated record
AUGAUACAACAUGUAUCAAAAACAAAGCCUACUCAAUCACAACCCGAACCGGACAGCCAGUCUAAUCAUGCUUUCCUCAACUUGCGUGUUAUACCGAGCAGCAAACACUGUGUACUCCAGCCCUUCCGUCUUAGAUUCGAUUCGCAUCCCACGGCUGAAACGAGCACUGUUCACCUCCAUCACCGCCUCUGUACACCCCACCAAGUCGCAAUAUUUGCUCAUUCUCACUGCCUGUCCGUGGAACACGACCAUAUGACCACUUGUGGCACAGCUGUCAUACUCAUCACACAGAACGCGAGAUACAGCAUGCUUGCUAAAGACGAGUUGAUCUUUGGGAAGAUGAUUGAGGGCUCGAGCGUCUAUGCAAACGUCACCAACAAUUUUGAAACCUUCAUUCUUAGCAGCUUGCUUUGA